Messenger RNA from Saccharomyces mikatae IFO 1815, 1287 nucleotides. RefSeq names its product Ddi1p (gene DDI1). Bases 1 to 1287 code for a protein of 428 amino acids. The transcript has a single exon. Lineage: Eukaryota; Fungi; Ascomycota; Saccharomycetes; Saccharomycetales; Saccharomycetaceae. The record is from RefSeq and is a predicted model, not a curated record. Gene Ontology annotation, molecular function: protein binding; aspartic-type endopeptidase activity. Gene Ontology annotation, biological process: proteolysis.
AUGGAUUUAACUAUUUCAAACGAACUUACUGGCGAAAUUUACGGCCCAAUUGAAGUCAGUGAAGAUAUGGCCUUGACCGACCUGAUAGCGUUACUGCAAGCUGAUUGUGGUUUUGACAGGACAAAGCACGACUUAUACUUUAAUAUGGAUAUUCUGGAUCCGAACAAAAGUCAAUCUCUGAACGAAUUGGGACUCAAAACUGACGACUUACUAUUGAUUAGAGGCAAGAUCUCUGAUUCCAAUCAGACAGAUACUGCCACUUUAUCCGAUGAAGCGUUCAUAGAGCAGUUUAGACAAGAGCUAUUGAAUAAUCAAAUGCUUAGAUCACAGCUCAUUGUGCAAAUUCCUGCGCUUAGUGAUUUAGUAAACGAUGCACAGUUGUUUAAGGAACGAUUAGGUCCACUCAUUUUACAAAGACGUUAUGGCGGCUACAACGUCGCUAUGAAUCCAUUUGGCAUUCCUCAAGAUGAGUACAAUAGACUAAUGUCCAACCCUGAUGAUCCUGAUAACAGAGAGAGAAUUGCCGAGCUUUUAGACCAACAAGCAAUCGAUGAGCAAUUGCGUAAUGCCAUCGAAUAUACUCCUGAAAUGUUUACUCAAGUCCCUAUGCUUUAUAUUAAUAUUGAAAUAAAUAACUACCCCGUCAAAGCAUUUGUGGAUACUGGCGCCCAGACAACAAUUAUGUCUACUAGAUUAGCAAAGAAAACUGGUUUAUCGAGGAUGAUUGACAAGAGGUUUAUUGGAGAAGCUCGUGGUGUUGGAACUGGCAAAAUUAUUGGAAGAAUUCAUCAAGCCCAAGUCAAAAUAGAAACGCAAUAUAUUCCAUGUAGCUUCACUGUCUUAGAUACUGACAUAGAUGUUUUAAUUGGAUUAGACAUGUUAAAAAGGCAUUUGGCUUGUGUGGACUUGAAAGAAAACAUUCUUAGAAUAGCCGAAGUGGAAACGAAGUUUUUGAGUGAAGGGGAAAUUCCAAAAAGUCUUCAAGAAGAGUUACCAGCACCAAAAUCAGUCGCAACUCCGUCCAAUAAGCCGCUUUUACCCACCAAAACUAGUUCAAGUUUAAUGCCACAGCCUGGAGCUGUUCCGGCGGUUGCUCCAAGAACAGGUAAGAGUCAGGCACCUAGUGAGGGAAGAACAUCUGGUGUUACAACUACGGCGGCGGGAACGUUCCCGGAACAAACAAUCAAGCAGCUUAUGGACUUGGGAUUUCCUCGGGAUACUGUUGUUAAGGCUCUAAAGCAAACUGGUGGAAAUGCAGAGUUUGCGGCAUCGCUUCUUUUUCAGUGA